ACUUGCAGUGCAGCCAGACACCAGCAGCAGCAUCCAGCACGAAGGUAACGCGGCGCACAAACCCGGCUGGCCAUAUUGUGCUCCCCGGUAAAUCGGCUGCGUCACACCUUCAAAAAGCACACAGGAACACUGGAACCAUAGAGCCAAUAGAUCAGGAGAAAGACGGUGCUUCAAAACGCUACAUUCGGCUGAGCUGGGAAAAUGGUUAAACUGGGGAAUAAUUUCAGCGAGAAAAAUAACGGGAAGGUUGUUUCUGAAGACGGAUUUGACACCAUCCCUCUCAUAACACCAUUAGAUGCCAGUCAGCUGCAGUUCCCUCCACCUGAUAAGGUGGUGGUUAAAACAAAGGCAGACUAUGAUUGUGAGAGCAAGAAGGGGAAGCUACGAUCUCCUAAAAUCGCAGAGUUCUCCAUAAGUAUCAUUGAAGGCGUAUCUGAGCGACUGAAAGUGACCUUGCUGGUGAUCUGUGCCCUGGCCUUCCUGGUGUGUGUGGUGUUUCUGGUGGUCUACAAGGUCUAUCAGUACGAGCAGCCCUGCCCUGACAGCUUCGUUUACAUGCAAGGUCGCUGCAUGCCGGCUGGGAUAUAUGGAGGCUACCCCCCUCAGGGCCCUGGGGGCCGCGGGCGCCUUUUCACCCUCAUCAACCACUACAACCUUGCCAAGCAGACCAUCACUCGGUCAGUAUCACCGUGGAUGACCAUCAUGUCUGAGGAGAAGGUAACACAGCAGGAGACGGAGACCGCUCAGAAGCUGGCUUAACCUACCUGAGAUCAGGAGGCGGUCUCCCUGCAGAGAAAAAUUAAUAAACAAAUAAAUAACUUGGUUGUGCCAUUCAAGCAAACCUCAGAGAGUCCAGUGGCUUUCUGUGGGUGAAAAUCGACUUUUCUCAUUGCCUGAGGUGCUCUGCUGCCUUGUUGAUGUAGUUUGGUCUGCUGGUGUGUGCUGUAGCAGGGAGUGUGUGGAAACUUUGAACAAGCCUUGCAGUUUGGUGGAUUCAUGGUUUGUUUGAAUAGCAUAUGUUGUUACUUAUUUACACUUCAAAAGAGAGUGGCAGACGUAUACAAAACGCCACUGGAAUAUAAACACAGACACACACUCACUGUCUUUGUACAUAGACACAUGUAAUAGAACCCACUUUAGUACUCACUUUGUGAAAUGACUGUGAACCAUCUCUUGUCUGCGUCGCUUCUUUUAAUGCACCGCACGCAGGAAUCUGAAAACAAUCAAUUUGCUUUGACUCUCCUUUCUUUUCAAACACAUUAAGUACUGUUAGUGCAUGUGAGUGGUAAAUUCUACAGUUUGCAGCAUUUUUACCACUGAGGGUAUCUGAAUCAAACUAUUUCAUUGUUACAAUAUUGUGGAUUAAUGAUCCUUGACCUGAAGGAAAGCUUUUAACCAGCGAUUAAAAAAAACAAUUUUAAUGAUGUUGUUUUGAUACAGCCUUUACUGCUCUCUGAAUAUGUUUCUCUGAUUCUAAUAAGGUGCUGUAAAGGAGUUUUUAGUAUUUGAUGCAUCAAGUCUUUUGAACCAGCAUUAAUGAUUGUCUCCAUUCAUUUGAACUCUGUGUGAACACCAUGGGGUUUUCUUUUGAACUCACCUUAUGGUUACUUUUCUUUGCAUACAGUUUAUUCAACUGUACUGAAUGUUUUUGGCAUUUCUAGUGAAGACACCGUAUUGUGUAAUGCUUCGCAUUGAUAAAUGUCACCAUGACAGACGGCUGUUUGUAGCCGUCACAGAUAAUAGACUUAGGUUGAUGUAAACUUAACAGCAGUCGCUUGUCUUGUUGCUUUUUUCUGUAUUUGUCCUCUAACUUAAACUGUCACAAAUGAUGUACCUUUUCAAACGAUGUAAUGAUUACCAUUGAAGUGCAUUUGCUACAUAAACAUGUCAAAUGAAAAACUGAAAUAAAGUGCCCACAUUUCA
Labrus mixtus (cuckoo wrasse) is the source of this 1923-nucleotide messenger RNA. Its product is annotated as neuronal vesicle trafficking-associated protein 1-like. Gene Ontology annotation, biological process: G protein-coupled dopamine receptor signaling pathway; endosomal transport; clathrin coat assembly. Gene Ontology annotation, molecular function: clathrin light chain binding. The transcript is spliced from 5 exons. The record is from RefSeq and is a predicted model, not a curated record. NCBI's taxonomy places the organism in Eukaryota, Metazoa, Chordata, Actinopteri, Labriformes, Labridae. The coding region runs from base 202 to 759 and encodes 185 amino acids. Gene Ontology annotation, cellular component: endosome; membrane.